AUGUCGGCAUACCCCACCAUCCUCCUCCGCGCUGAGACCAAGCCGCUCGAGCACCGCUCGUUCGCGCCUUCGACCAUUGAGGCUCUGGUCAAGGCUGGCUACCCUGUUGAGGUCGAGCGCUCGUCGACCAAGCCCGAGUUCCGCCGCAUUUUCAACGACGCCGAGUAUGAGGCCGCCGGCGCUACUCUCGUGCCCGAGGGCAGCUGGAAGACUGUCGCCCCGGGCUCCAGGCUGAUUCUGGGCCUCAAGGAGAUUGAGGAGGAGGACUUCCCCUUGACCAACGACCACAUUGCUUUCAGCCACUGCUACAAGAACCAGGGCGGCUGGGAGAAGGUUCUGUCGCGCUUCCCGCGCGGCGGCAGCGUGCUGUACGACCUCGAAUUCUUGGUCGACGAACAGGGCCGCAGAGUCAGCGCCUUCGGCUACCACGCUGGUUUCGCUGGCGCCGCCCUCGCCGUCAAGAUGUGGGCCUGGCAGCUCCAGCACCCUGGCCAGCAGCUGCCCAGCGUUGAGCAGUUCACCGACGGCCGCGGAUACUACCUGAACGAGGAGGAGCUGGUCAAGCAGAUUGCCGACGACGUCGCUGCUGGCGAGAAGAUCCUUGGUCGCAAGCCCUCUGCUUUCAUCAUGGGUGCUCUUGGCCGCUGUGGCCGCGGUGCCGUCGACCUGUUCGUCAAGGCUGGCCUGCCUGAGAGCAGCCUCGUCAAGUGGGACAUCAACGAGACGAAGGACAGGCUGGGCCCGUACCAGGAGAUCGUCGACCAGGACAUCUUUGUCAAUGCCAUCUACCUCUCCAAGCCCAUUCCUCCGUUCAUCAACAACGACCUUCUUUCUGCUCCCGGCCGCAAGCUGAGCGUCGUCUGCGAUGUGUCCUGCGACACCACCAACCCCCACAAUCCCAUCCCCGUCUACACUAUCAACACUACUUUCGACAAGCCCACUGUGCCUGUCGAGGUCAAGGACGACAAGAACGACGUCCCUCUCUCUGUCAUCUCCAUUGACCACCUUCCUUCCCUGCUUCCUCGUGAGGCUUCCGAGUCUUUCAGCGCUGGCCUGCUCGAGAGCUUGCUGCAGCUGAAGGACAGGAAGACCGCGAGGGUCUGGGCCGACGCCGAGAAGCUCUUCAAUGAGAAGGUCGCCACUCUUCCCGAAGGUUUGAGGAAGAAGGAGGCGUGA
Lasiodiplodia theobromae is the source of this 1176-nucleotide messenger RNA. RefSeq names its product Saccharopine dehydrogenase. The transcript is spliced from 3 exons. The coding region runs from base 1 to 1176 and encodes 391 amino acids. Gene Ontology annotation, cellular component: cytoplasm. The record is from RefSeq and is a predicted model, not a curated record. NCBI's taxonomy places the organism in Eukaryota, Fungi, Ascomycota, Dothideomycetes, Botryosphaeriales, Botryosphaeriaceae. Gene Ontology annotation, molecular function: saccharopine dehydrogenase (NAD+, L-lysine-forming) activity.